This is a messenger RNA of Pyricularia grisea, 853 nucleotides long. RefSeq lists its product as uncharacterized. The coding region runs from base 238 to 618 and encodes 126 amino acids. Lineage: Eukaryota; Fungi; Ascomycota; Sordariomycetes; Magnaporthales; Pyriculariaceae. The transcript has 2 exons. Gene Ontology annotation, biological process: protein insertion into mitochondrial outer membrane; mitochondrial outer membrane translocase complex assembly. Gene Ontology annotation, cellular component: mitochondrial outer membrane. The record is from RefSeq and is a predicted model, not a curated record.
UCAAAUCCAUUGCCGUGGAUCUGCGGGAGAACCAAAAAUCGUCGACCGCUACACCGACGACGGCGACCACCCGGGGAACGCCUCUACCACUGCCGCAUGCCAUCAUCUAGCGCCGAACGGUCUGCCAAUUGAAGCCGUAAAUUCCAAACAUCCGACUGUCCUCCGAACUUCUGGCCUGAUCUCUCUUUUUUCAUUCUUCAGCGAAGGGCUAUUUCGACGCACUGACAUAUCUUUACUAUGGCGUCCGACGAACCUUCAAGUCAUCUGGCUGAAUCUGGAGUCACGAUACGUUCCGACAGUGAACAUUACUCUGCCGGGGAAGAAAACACGACCUCGCCUGCUUCAUCCGGAAGUCCUGCAGUCAUUCUGUACCAGCCCCCAACAGUUUGGUCAUUGGUGAGGAGUGCUGCCAUAAACCUGCUACUCCCCUUCAUCAAUGGCAUGAUGAUGGGCUAUGGCGAGCUUUUCGCACACGAGAUCGCCUUUAGGCUAGGCUGGAGUGGCACAAAAGUAUUUCCCCUCACAAGGAGAACAAGACAUCCUGUGGGCCCCGGCGUUGAGGUCAUUGACAGGCCACGCCCGGCAACUAGCCUGGAUGAUCUGACGAGCUUGGAGUGAUUGUCAUAUACACCGAACAUCUACAAAUAUACCACCCUCAUCCAUUCAAUCUUGGGGAUACACGUGUACUGUCUGCAUAUCUCAUACCCGUUUGGAGCAUCACCAUACCGAUAAUGCGGUAGAAAGACACCUAUGAUAGAGAAACCAUCUACAUGCUGACGAGGAAGCCCUGUGUACCAUGUCGCGAAGGUUGGCCUCAGUCGAAGGGAAAACCUUCACGGACAAUACCGUGAGG